GUGGGGAAACUAGGAGAUAUUAGCUGAAUGCUAACCGCCUGACGGAGAAACUCGGUUAGAAGUUCAGUACGAAGUUUUGGAAAACGCUGCGGUGCAGAAUCUCGUGUGUGUGAGAGAGAGAGAGAGUGUGUGUGUGUGUGUGUGUGUGUGUGUGAGAGAGAGAGAGUGUAAGUGAGUGGGAGUGAGUGAAUGUGUGAGCUGGAACGUUUACACAGGGAUAUAAGAUCAGGACUAGCGGAAGGCGGAUGGGAGACUGAGGCAGAGACCGAGGCAGAGGCAGAGCUGGGGGCGAGUCAGCGCUCAGUGCCCGGGUUCAGCCGCUAAACCACGGGCCGAGAGAAAGGAACUAUUGUACAGAUACAUAUCUCUCCUCUUGCCGUGGUCUUUUGUGGAGAGUUUGUUUCCCCCAUGGCGGGCGGGGGAGGAACGGCCCCUCCAAUGUGGUAUCACAGGGACCUGAGCCGCGCCGCCGCGGAGGAGCUGCUGGCUCGAGCCGGCCGGGACGGGAGCUUCCUAGUCCGGGACAGUGAGAGUGUGAGCGGCGCCUACGCCCUGUGUGUGCUAUACCAGAAGCAUGUACACACAUACAGAAUCUUACCUGAUGAGGAAAACUUUCUAGCUGUGCAGACAUCUCAGGGAGUGCAGCCAAAGAGGUUUAAGACGUUACCUGAGCUGAUUCAGCUCUACCUUCAGCCUAAUCAGGGUCUUGUCACCACCCUGCUGCUGCCCGUGGAGAGAGAGGAAUGUUUGGACGAAAGAGAUUAUUCUGAUGGAGAGGAUGAUAAACCUCCACUUCCUCCACGAACUGGCUCCUGUAGCUCCGCCCUUGUCAGUAUAGACACACCCACUGAGAGUGGGUCAGUAGGGAAUGGUUUGACUACCAUCUCUCAUGAGUAUUUAAAGGGAAGUUAUGCACUGGAUCUGGAAGCAGUGAAACAGGGAGCGAGCAGUCUGCCUCACCUCAACAAGACACUGGUGUCAUCCUGCAAACGCCUGCACGGAGAGGUGGAUAAGGUGUUAUCUGGAUUAGAGAUUCUGUCGAAGGUGUUUGAUCAGCAGAGUGCCUCCAUGGUGUCCAGGAUGAUUCAGCAGUCUGUAAAUCAGGGUGGAGAUCAGGAACUGGAGAAUCUAGUCACCAAACUGGCCAUCCUCAAAGACCUGCUGUCCUCCAUAGAGAAGAAGGCCCUGAAAGCCCUGCAGGAUAUCAGUGUGUCGUCUCCUCUUGCUCCCCUAACACGUUACAGCAAGGCCAUUCCUGUCCAGGCCUUUGAGGUGAAGCCCGAUGUGUAUCUAGCUGAACUGGCUAAAAUAGGGAAGAGUCAGAAACACACACUCAGUGUGGACGUGGAGGCGGGAAAACUGGUGGUGAUGAAGAAAAUGAAGGACACACAGGAGGACUGGACAACCUACACCCAUGACAAGAGUGAGACAGGAAUCAGACAGCUGAUUAAAUCACAGAGAAUGCCAAAUAAACUGGGCAUCGUGCUUGAGAAGGAGAAGGACAAGAGCCAGAGGAAAGACUUCAUCUUUCCCAGUGCUAAAAAAAGGGAAGCGUUCUGCCAACUGCUGCAGCUGAUGAAAAACAAACAUUCAAACCAGGAUGAACCGGACAUGAUUUCCAUCUUUAUAGGGACAUGGAACAUGGGCAGUGUUCCUGCUCCGAAGGCUGUUGGGUCGUGGCUGUUAUCUCGAGGUUUGGGUAAAACUCUGGAUGAGAUGACGGUCACUAUUCCUCAUGACAUCUACGUGUUUGGAACUCAGGAGAACUCAGUGUGUGAUAAGGAGUGGGUGGAGAACUUGAGAGCUGCUCUCAAAGACUACACUGAGAUCGACUACAAACCAGUCGCUGUUCAGACUCUGUGGAAUAUUAAGAUUGUGGUUCUGGUGAAGCCUGAACAUGAAAACCGGAUCAGUCAUGUUGGGAUGUCCAGUGUCAAAACAGGGAUUGCUAACACUCUGGGUAAUAAAGGGGCAGUGGGCGUGUCCUUUAUGUUUAACGGAACAUCAUUUGGCUUUGUGAACUGUCACCUGACAUCUGGGAAUGAAAAGAUCCACAGGCGGAACCAGAACUACCUGGACAUCUUGCGCCAGCUCUCACUGGGAGACAAACAGCUCAACUCCUUUGACAUCUCACUGCGCUUCACACACCUGUUCUGGUUUGGUGACCUCAACUACAGACUGGAUAUGGACAUACAGGAAAUCCUGAACUACAUAAACAGGAAGGAGUUUGAGCCACUGUUGAAGGUGGACCAGCUCAAUCUGGAGAGGGAGAAGAACAAGGUCUUCCUCCGCUUUGCGGAGGAGGAGAUCACGUACCCCCCCACAUACCGAUAUGAGAGAGGAUCUCGUGAUACUUACGUCUGGCAAAAGCAGAAAGCCACAGGGAUGAGGACGAAUGUGCCGUCAUGGUGUGACCGGAUCCUGUGGAAGUCUUAUCCAGAAACACACAUCGUCUCUAACUCCUACGGCUGCACAGACGACAUCGUCACCAGUGACCACUCCCCUGUGUUUGCGACGUUCGAGGUGGGCGUGACAUCACAAUUUGUUUCGAAAAAAGGUUUGCAGAAAUCCUCAGAACAGGCGUAUAUUGAGUUUGAGAACAUUGAGGCCAUUGUUAAGACGGCCAGCAGAACCAAGUUCUUUAUCGAGUUCUACUCCACGUGUCUGGAAGAGUUUAAGAAGAGUUAUGAGAACGAUUCUCAGAGCAGUGAUAAUAUAAACUUCCUGCGUGUGAGCUGGUCCUCGAAGCAGCUGACCACACUGAAGCCCAUUCUGUCUGACAUCGAGUACCUGCAGGACCAGCACCUGCUGCUUACUGUCAAAUCCCUUGAUGGAUACGAGUCCUACGGAGAGUGCGUGUUGGCUCUAAAGUCGAUGAUUGGUAGCACAGCUCAGCAGUUCCACACAUACCUGUCUCACCGAGGUGAAGAGACUGGCAACAUUCGCGGCUCCAUGAGGGUUAGAGUGCCUUCUGAGAGAAUGGGAACCAGAGAGAGACUGUAUGAGUGGAUUAGCGUUGAUAAGGACGAGACCGGAGGGCCAAAAGGGAAAACACUGCCCCCUAGAGCUGGACAUGAUUACAUCAAACCAAUAACAAGCAGGAAGGAGCUGAGUAAAGUUUCAGAGGAGGGAGAGAAAAACACUGCAGGACGACCUGCAUACACACACACUACUUCUAAAGAGGAUAACACGCAGACCAGAUCCAAACAGACAGAGUCUGCAGAUGGAGACGCAACCACAUGCAAAAAUAGCUUCAACAACCCCGCCUACUAUAUUCUUGAGGGUGUUCCUAACCAGUCAGCUGCUCUGGCUGCAGACCUGCUCCCAGGUUCUACCCUCUCUCCACCAGCUACAUCCAAAUCGCCGCCCCCUGCAGGUGGAGCUGGAAAAGGAAAAGGUUCCAUCCAGGGCCUUAAACAGACAAGUGGUCGUUCAACGCGGCCAAUCAGUGAGGAGGGUGGAACCUCUGAGGAAGACGGAAGUUCGGGGCUGACCCGCCCACCUCCAGACUUCCCGCCCCCGCCUCUUCCUAAAAGUGCCCUCGAAGUGUCGGACACCUCGUUUUUUCAGAAAGAAAACAAACCCCGGCUGCACCCCGAUUUGGCAGAUAUCAAGAUUCCUGCAAAUGUUUCCUCCAAGCCUCUCCCCUCCCCCAGUUUUGCCCCACCCACGGGAGGCGGAGCUUUCUGUCUGGACUCUUCUCUGGGGCCCUCAGCUUUUAGAAGAGGAGGCGGGGCUUCAGGAGCAGAUGACCAAUCAUGUUCAGUCCUUCAUUUGGCCAAGAAACUGAGUGAAGUGGAAUAUGUGGCUGGAACAGGAGGUGCUGGAGGGGCAGCAGUUAAAGGGGGCGGAGCCAUUCACAAUCGAGGAAUGGGAUUUGGUGAAAGCUGUCGCACUUUUCCCCCUCGCUCUAUUCCAGAAGAGAUCAUGACUGAGGACCUUCCUGAGGAGGCUAUGUGGCAGGGUGGUAGCAGCAGCAGUAGUCUGUCGGUGGACUCCAGCGUGGGUGAGUGGCUGCAGAGACUCGGACUGGAGCGCUAUGAGGAGGGAUUGCUGAGGAACGGCUGGGAUGACCUUGAGUUCCUCAGUGACAUCACUGAGGAGGACUUGGAGGAGGCAGGUGUUCUAGACCCCGCCCAUAAGAUGAUCCUAUUGGCCAGUUUAAGACAACAGCAGCAGCAGAACCGAGUUCUAACAGAAGUCCACAUUUGAGCGACAGAUUCACUACAGGCCUGCAGCUGGAGAUCAACUUCCUGCUUCCUCACAGAGGAGGAAGUGACCUCACCUAAACACACCUGAAAGCUUCUCCCACAUUCCGUGUGUUUUCUCUGAUUGACUUUAUUUAGUGUUGAUCAUUUUAAUAAACAAAAGAGAAAGAAAGAAGCCAAAUUCAGUCCUUUUCAGUUUAUCAAUUUAAUUGAGUUAGAUAAAGAAAAUACACCAGUUUAUUGUUGUGUGUGUGUGUGUGUGUGUGUGUGUGUGUGUGUGUGUGUGUGUGUGUGUGUGUGACAUUUAAAGUGUUCUCGUUUUGAAUACUGUUUCUUUAUGAUUGUUGAAAUGCUGAACACUAGCGCUAAUGCGUGUGAGAUGUUUGGUUUCUAAAUGACCAACAUGGAUUAAGACUCUUGAACUCAGUUUAGUUCAGUACUUUACAGUUUUGCUUUAAUUGGAAAAUUUCUUCUUCUUUUUUUAAAACGGACACUAUUUUGUAAUACUCGAUGUGAUCCGGAGUUACCGGAAGUAGCCACCAGGCGGCGCUGCAGAUUAUUUUUUAAGGGAUUUGUCUGUGUACUGAUUGUGUGCGCACGCGUUCGCGAUUAAAUUGAAAACUAUACAAAAUAAAACAAUUUUAACAUGAA
Silurus meridionalis is the source of this 4859-nucleotide messenger RNA. RefSeq names its product inositol polyphosphate phosphatase-like 1a (gene inppl1a). Gene Ontology annotation, biological process: phosphatidylinositol dephosphorylation. Gene Ontology annotation, molecular function: protein binding; phosphatase activity. NCBI's taxonomy places the organism in Eukaryota, Metazoa, Chordata, Actinopteri, Siluriformes, Siluridae. The coding region runs from base 409 to 4212 and encodes 1267 amino acids. The record is from RefSeq and is a predicted model, not a curated record. The transcript is spliced from 28 exons.